UAAGUUAUUACUCGAAACAAUCAUAGACUCAACUUAUUUUCUCAAUGUUUGAGGCUUUCAGAAGAAUGGCUCUACCAGUUCAUGUCUUCGUCGUCUUAUUCUUCUUCUUCUUUGCUGAUCUUGUGCUUUCCCUCUCUUCCUCUUCUUCCGUGGAGUGUCCAGAUUUUAUUGACUGUGGAAAUCUGGGUAAGCUCAGUUUCCCUUUAACCGUUGCAGAACUCAAAGAGUGUGGAAUAUUGUCGAUUCAUGGUUGUGGAAACCACGAUCAAAACACUAACAAAACUGUGCGCUUCGGUCAAAAGACUUUUGAAUUCUAGGUGUUGUUUGUAUGCCUAUCAACUGUCAAAUUAACUCUGCAUAUUUUUUACCGAUCUAGUAUAAUUAACUCCAAUGCUAAUUAGUCCAUUUGAUAUCUGCUUCUCUUAAAUGUGAUAGAAGAUCAGAAUAAAAGACAGACUUGGAAGCUCCCAUUGAUAAUUGGUAAUUGUACUUAAUUUUUACUCAUUUUCAAUCAGCUAUCUGCUUUUUCCCACAAGAUUAUUUAAGAUCAUGCAUCACUGUAUACACUAUUUUAGCUUGUUACACAGUUGCAACUGAAUUCACAUCAUGAGAGGUUUGCCAAGAGACAAUAAAGAUGAUCUUUGAGUGAAUAUUUAAUCAAACAUACAUUCCCUUUACACAAGCAAGAGUUGAUAUUGUUUGGUCAGGUUUUGGAGUGGGAUUAGGGAUUUGGUAUUAGCAUUGGUGUUCAGCUUCCGACUCUACCAACAAAAAGAGAAUGCUCUAUCACACGUUAGACUUCGAUCAAUGAAUCACUACUCAAAUGAGCCAGAUCCAGACAGUGGCAGACUCUUCUUUGGAGUCCCAAUCUUCUCCUAUAAUGAGCUUCAAGAUGCAACCAAAAACUUUGACCCCUCCAACAAACUUGGAGAUGGAGGCUUUGGCUCUGUUUACUAUGGAAAACUUCAAGAUGGGCGUGAAGUUGCAGUGAAACACCUAUUUAACCACAACUACAAGCGAGUAGAACAAUUUAUGACUGAAGUUGAAGUUCUCACUCGCUUGCGUCACAAGAACCUUGUCUCCCUCUAUGGCUGCACUUCUCGUCAAAGUCGUGAGCUCCUUCUUGUCUAUGAAUACAUCCCAAAUGGCACUCUUGCUAGUCACCUUCGUGGACACUUUGCAAAACUUGCUUUGUUGACAUGGACUAAGCGUAUCAAAAUUGCCAUAGAAACUGCAAGUGCCUUGGCUUACCUUCAUGCUUCCGGAAUCAUCAAUCGUGAUGUCAAAACCAACAACAUUCUUCUCGACAACAAUUUCUGUGUUAAGGUUGCGGAUUUUGGACUUUCUAGAUUAUUCCCUGAUGAUGUGUCACAUGUUUCUAUAGCUCCUCAAGGAACACCAGGUUAUCUUGACCCAGAGUAUCUUUGCUUCAGGCUAACUAAUAAAAGUGAUGUGUAUAGCUUUGGAGUUGUGCUCAUGGAGUUAAUAUCUUCUUUGCCAGUAGUUGACAUGGGAAGGAAUAAAGAUGAGAUUACAUUAGGGAGUCUUGCAGUGAGGAAGAUUCAAAAAAAUGAAUUGGAGGAGCUAAUGGAUCCAUGUUUAGGAAUUGAGAAAGAUAGUGAACUGAAGAGGAAGGUGGUUGCGGUGGGCGAACUGGCAUUUCAGUAUUUGCAGAUAAAUAAUGAGAUGAGACCUUCCAUUAAUGAGGUUUUAGAGAUUUUGAGGAAGAUUGGGAGGGAAUAAAAAGAUGGUGAGGAUUCUAGGGAAGGCAAUGACAAUAAUGGUAAUAGAAUUCCAAAGAAGAAAGCAGAUAUAAAUGCAGCACAACCCAUGAGGGCUUCAAUAAGCUUUGAUCACGCAUUGUUCUUCAAGUCAUCCUCUUCACCAAAUAGUGUUACUAAGAAAUGGACAAGUGAAUCUACUAAUCCUAAUUUGAGCGUUUAAUAAUCUUCAUUGACCAAGUUUUGUUGCUUUAAUGUUGAUUUGGAUUCCAUGCGAGGAGCAAUUCUUUGCACCUAAUGUGCAAUGACAUGUGGUAAAUUUACAAGCGUCAGAUUAAAUUAACGGUCAGAGGCAAAAGCACAAAGGAGUGAGAUAGCGAGUGGGCAUUUUCACUAAGUGUUAUUAGGCUUGGAACUAUUUCUUCCCCUCCCACUUUCUUGCUCUUAACGAAUCCCAAAAAACCCAGUAUCAGUUAAGUGUUAUUAGGUUGUUCCUAGACAAUUAUUGAAAUCACAUUGUAAAGUACACAAUAAUUACUGAAAACAUAGUAUCUUAUUAAGUAAACAACCCAGAAUUCAUCUAGACAGAGGAAGCUUGGAAAUUGAAAAAUUCAAAAGC
Prosopis cineraria is the source of this 2340-nucleotide messenger RNA. RefSeq names its product LEAF RUST 10 DISEASE-RESISTANCE LOCUS RECEPTOR-LIKE PROTEIN KINASE-like 1.1. NCBI's taxonomy places the organism in Eukaryota, Viridiplantae, Streptophyta, Magnoliopsida, Fabales, Fabaceae. The record is from RefSeq and is a predicted model, not a curated record. Gene Ontology annotation, molecular function: protein kinase activity; ATP binding. Gene Ontology annotation, biological process: protein phosphorylation.